CUGCCUUUCUCUGAGCGGGAGUAUUUCCUCAUCUGUGCUGUCAAGACGUGCGGUUGUCAGGGGCCAUGACUAGCUGCUGUGGUGACAGCCUCCAAAACCCUCUGACGUGGAACACCUAAAAUGGGGACGGGACCUGCUGCCAUGCUGCAAGCUCAGCUCUAAUCACCGUGAAGACGCCCCAGCGUUCACCUUCCUCUCUACUUAGAUUUGGCCUGCUUGCCCCUGACCUGCGCCCGUCCUGAUUAGAAACUGCUGCUCGCUGCCUUCCUCCCUUCAGCUCCUUCCUUUUCCUCCCUUCUACUGAGGCGAUCUCAAAAGCUCCUAAUCCACGCCAUGGCCAGAAGAUUCUGUAUGUCCUCCCCGUCUCCCUCCCUGUUCCUCACCCUCCUGCUCCCUGCUCUGUUGCUCCUCCACCGGCCUGGCAUGGUGAAAGGGGACUGCUGGCUGAUAGAAGGGGAUAAAGGCUACGUUUGGCUGGCUAUCUGCAGUCAGAACCAGCCUCCAUAUGAGACCAUCCCCCAGCACAUCAACAGCACGGUUCAUGACCUGAGGCUGAAUGAGAACAAACUUAAGGCGGUGCUCUUUACCUCCAUGUACCGCUUCACAAACCUCACUGACCUCAAUCUUACCAAGAAUGAGAUCAGCUACAUCGAGGAUGGCGCCUUUGCUGGACAGGCCAAUCUACAGGUCCUUCAGCUGGGCUACAACAAGCUGACGAACCUGACAGAGGGCAUGUUGAGAGGUCUGGGUCGAAUGCAGUGCCUCUUCUUGCAACACAACCUCAUCGAGGUCAUUGCCACCAAUGCCUUCUGGGAGUGCCCCAGCCUCAGCAGCCUGGACUUAUCUUCAAAUAAGUUGGCUCGUCUUGACCCGUCUACCUUCACUGUCCUCAACAGGCUGAUGGUGUGUGAACUAGCAGGAAACCCGUUCCACUGUGGCUGUGAUCUCUACAGCUUUCUCACCUGGCUGGAGGCAUUUAACAACGUCACCCACACCUAUGACCGUCUCCAAUGUGAAACCCCACUUGAAAUGGCUGGUUAUCCGCUCCUGAGCCCAGUGCCUGGGCAUGGAAGAAAUGCCCGCUACACUCUUUUAUCCAUGUGUCGCGAUGGUGUGAUAAUUCCAGGGAUGACCUCCCAAACGCCAGAUCAAGAUGGCUCAGGGAUGGGUUUGGACAACCCGGACCAAGAUCUGUACCACCAGCCAAACACAUCAUCCACUCCUGACCCGACCUAUGGCCAUCAGAUUUCUAUGAGGCUCCGAAGUGUCUCCCUCUACACUGCUUCUCUCAUAGUACACAUCCCACGACCAUACAGUAAGAUGUUCAUCCUCUCUCAGUACAACCAUACUUUUGUUGCAGACAUCAUGCCCCUUAAAAACAAGAAGGAGAUAAUCCCUUUGGACAAGCUGAAACCACACACGAACUACACCUUUUGCGUGGCUUCUGUAAGCAAAUCGCAACGCUACAACCACACCUGCCUGUCCUUUACCACACGUGCUAUCGGGCCAGAAGAUCGAAGGACCAAUCCAUCCACGACUACCCACUACAUAAUGACCAUCUUGGGAUGUCUGUUUGGCAUGGUCAUUGUGCUUGGAUUUGUCUAUUAUUGUCUCCGACGGCGACGCAUUCAAGAGGAGAAGCAGAAAGCCAUAAGCGUGAAGAAAACUAUUUUGGAGAUGAGGUAUGGCCCAGAGGCAGCUGCAGCGGUGGCCAAUGACCCAGGUGCCAUGCAGCGUCUCCAGGAACAGGCUCACCACCAGCACCACCAUUCAGGAGGAGCAGGAGGCAAGCUUCCCACGUCUGCCUCCUCUAGCACAGGCAUGCUACAUGGCUCAGCCAACACUAGUUCUUCCCGUCUCUCAACUUUGCCGCAGGUGGAAAAAAUGGCUACCGCCUUCUCUGAGGCAAUGGGAGGCAAGGGAAACUACAUGGAUGUGAGGACAGCCGGAAUGGCAGUGGAAGGCAGGGAGGGAGGGGUGGUAGCUGGAGGAGCAGGGGUAGGAGGAGAAGUAGUUGUGGAUAUGCGAGGCGGAGCUGAGAAUGGGACAGAGGCUGGGGAGGAUUCGGACGACGACGGUCGUGGCUCAGCAUCAGAGAUCUCCACUAUUGCCAAAGAGGUGGACAAGGUGAACCAGAUCAUUAACAACUGCAUUGACGCCCUGAAACUGGAUGCUUCUGCUAAUGUUGUGACCACGGCUGACAAUGCCAACUCUGUGUCCUCCUCCCAGCCUCCAGCUUGCAUUGCGUCCCUCCCUCGGAACCUCUUGCCUCUCUCUCCAGGCCACCCUGGAGAUCAGAUCAUGGCCUCCUCUCCAAAGGUGCAUCCAAAGUCUCACCCCCAGCCUCAUCCUCAACCCCACCCUCAGCCCCAUCCCCAUGUCCAACCUCAUCCCCAGCCUCAUCCCCAGCCGCAUCCUCAGCUACAUCAACAGCCUCAUCCGCCCUCUAUGGCCCCAGUGCCCCUGGUCAUGCCUCUGUCUGAGCGGCCAGGAAUCAGCGGUGGGGGGUUCCUCUCACCUCCUUACCGUGACCCACCUCCAGCCAAUGCAGUGCGGCCCCUUCAGAGGCAAUUGAGUGCUGACACCGCUGUGGUGAAGAACCGAUGUGGUGCCCCUGCUGCAGGAUCUGUCAAGAGCACCAGGGUGUUCAGUGUGGAUAUCCCUGAGCAGCGCAGUGAUCCUCCCAAGUACCCAAUAGAAAAAGGCAGCCCUGUGGGUUGUGGUGGAGGUAGUGGAAGUGGAGGAGGUGGUGGAGUAGGAGGCUGCAAUGGAAAUGGAAUGGGAAACAUAAAUGGUGGUGGGGUGAGCGUGAAUGGCAGCGGUAUAGGGUGCAAUAAUGGGAGUGGAGGUGGAGUUGGGGUAGUGGGCCCUGGACAGCAGCAGCAACACCACUUGGAGGUUCAGCCAGACUACCACAGCUCUGAGCAUCGCCACUCCUUCCCUGCACUCUACUAUGAGGGCGUCAACGACUCACCCUCACCCGCCCAAAAAGGCUCAUUCCUCAAGCCGCUGGGCCGCACCAAGAGGGAUGCCACAGCCACCUACUCACAGCUCUCACCUUCUCGUCACCACAACUACAACUCUGGCUACUCCUCAAGUCCAGAGUAUUCAUCUGAGAGCACACUGCGGAUCUGGGAGAGAUUCCGGCCUUACAAGAAAAGCCCCAGAGAGGAAGCAUCCUAUAUAGCAGCAGGCCAUGCCCUGCGCAAGAAGGUGCAGUUUGCCAAGGAUGAGGACCUUCAUGAUAUUUUGGAUUACUGGAAGGGAGUCUCUGCCCAGCAGAAGCUGUAAGCGGAGGAAGCUUACGGUCGAAUUCUGUAAGAGAGAUUGUGAGGUUGGAUGCCAACAGCAGACUAAUAAAGAGGAUAUAUGUUAAUGUAGCAAGACAGAUAAUGGUGUUUCCUCUGAGGUGUCCAGUGAUAUGGAUCAUUCCUCUGCUGGAUUCAGAAUUCAAAGGGUAUUCUCUAGAAGUGAUUUUUAUUUUAUUUUUUUCAGAAUUGAUUUUAUGAUAUGUUAAUGACUAGCUCUUUAUGGGGUUGGCUUUUUCCACAAACGCACUGAGUGAUAACCAACAAGAAUCAAGGUGUUCAUCAUACUACCUCAUACUGGGCACUUUGGUCCUUGCAGGCUUCCGUGUACCCACUGACUCCCCACUAAUGAGCAAAGCAAAGGUGGUGACAAGCAAGUGUCUUCUACCUCAUUACUGACACAUUGUAGCUCAGCUAUCUCACCAGAGACAGCCCCGUUCAUGACUUAAACCCUGUCCCUCUUUUCCUCUAAUCCCAUCAAACCACCAUUCACAAAACAAUCAUUCCACCGCACCGCCGACACCUGCUCUCCUAUAGAAGCAUCAUUUAAGGAGAUAAUGAGGAAGCAGGAAUGAGGAAUUAGGUGCGUUUGUUUUAGAAUAGCUUGAAUCUCUGUCUUUGGGGGAGGACAUUAACUGAUACUUAUCAGGCUAAUUGUUCUUCCUGGCAAUUAGCCAGUGUAAGAAUAGGUCAGGGAGGCUGUGUGUUGAGAGUACUUAUUGAUUCGAAACACCUAACUACAUAUGUUCAGUGGUGUGUGGGCAUGUAGCUGUGUACACUUUGUGCAUGCUGGUGUGAGGGAUUUGUGUGGGUGGGGGGGAUUGGAGUUGAGGCUGAGUCGUCCAUUAUUCUCAGUCUCCUCCACAGAAGCAAAGUGGAUAGCUUAGUAGAGAUGCUUUGCAUAUAGAUAACAACGCAGUUGGGGAGUGUGUGUGUGUGUGUGUGUGUGCAUACUUUAAUGUGUAUCUUUGGCCCAGCCUGGCUGUCUAUCUAGAAAGCGUAAAGUAAACCCUUACAAGACCUGUGAGCAUUUUUGUCUCCUAGCCUAUUUCUUAUUUACAUGUGUAGCAUAUUUCUUUUGAUAAGGGAAGCUAUGAGGAAAGAAAUUUGCAUUUCAAUAGGGCGAGUCAUGCAGAAAUUACUUUAGGGUGCGUUGUGCAAGUUGGCAAGACAGGUGUUAGAUCCUAUAUUCAGGAACCCUGUAAUCACAUUUAGGAACAGAGGCAGAUUGAGAGCAGGUGAGAGGUUUCUGCAUCUCAUUUCGAACAUGCCAGUGUUAAGGAGACAAUAUAGGACCCAUGUAUCGGCUCAAUUGUGCGUCUGCAUGGGAACUGAAAAUAUAUCAAAAGCUCUCUGCACUACACAGUGAGAUAAAAUGGAUGGUAACAAGAGUGAACACCCUGGGGAUAUACUUUCCCUCAGACUGAAUGACUUUCCACUCGGUGUGUGUGACCCCGCUCUGCUCUGGGCUGGGAGCUUGCUAUAGACCAAAGUGCCUUCGGGAGGUAUGAUUUCACAAGUCUCUGUUCAUAUUUAUUAUGCUUGCCUCUCCAUUACACCGUGGUUAAUAGAGAAUAAUGAGAAAGAAGUUGCCCUGGUUUAAUUGCUGGUUAUUAUUUAGGGUUUUGGUUUGAAUUUAUGGGUGUGUAAAAUCUGUUGAAACAAUUAGGAGCAAGGCUUGGUGUCAUUACAGAACAAGCUACAGACUUGUUUUUCUCACCUGUAUUCAUACUCAGCAUUGUCACUGGAGGCACAAAUGCUGAUGAUUCCGAUUGUUCAAAUAUUUAUGCGUCAUAUUCGGAUGCACUUCUCAUCUAUAUAAAUUGUCUUUAUGCUCUCCUCCAAUAUCAACGUCCACCAUGUGAAAAUAUUCAUUUCAGCUGGCGCCCUUAUUUCUUUUUCUGUUCACUGACAUUGUG
This is a messenger RNA of Scatophagus argus, 5227 nucleotides long. RefSeq names its product protein phosphatase 1 regulatory subunit 29-like. The transcript is spliced from 4 exons. NCBI's taxonomy places the organism in Eukaryota, Metazoa, Chordata, Actinopteri, Scatophagidae. The coding region runs from base 334 to 3291 and encodes 985 amino acids. Gene Ontology annotation, molecular function: protein binding. The record is from RefSeq and is a predicted model, not a curated record. Gene Ontology annotation, cellular component: plasma membrane.